Messenger RNA from Aspergillus homomorphus CBS 101889, 516 nucleotides. RefSeq lists its product as uncharacterized. The record is from RefSeq and is a predicted model, not a curated record. NCBI's taxonomy places the organism in Eukaryota, Fungi, Ascomycota, Eurotiomycetes, Eurotiales, Aspergillaceae. The transcript has a single exon. The coding region runs from base 99 to 401 and encodes 100 amino acids.
UAUAUGUUGUGCCUCUGAUUCACUGCAUCUGCUAUCUUCGUUGUACCCCGCAGCCACUUCGGUCUGUUAGUUCCCCGCGACUUUGUGUGUCUCUUCCCAUGGAUACCCAGCAUAGCCAUUGUUGCUCGCUCGAUUGUUCUUUAAUUGUGUUCUUUUCCGGGACGUUAUCUACGUCCAUCUAUCAUCAUUUCGAUUAUUUCCUUUCCCGCCUCUUUGGCCUUCGAUUCUUGAUAUCUCUUGUGUCAGGACCUGGGCGUCCCCGCACCCUAUCUUUCUUCUCGUUUGACCAAAAAACCCCCCCUCCGACCCCUUGGAGAACACCCCGUUCUAAUUCACCUCGUUUCCUAUCUCGAGAACGGGAACCAGGGACGGACAUUCUCACGCACACGGAUGGAGAAUGACUAUCGUGCCCUGGGAAUGGAUUUCUUUUCUCAACCUGUGAUCUCUUUCCUACCAGGAUACUAUACAAGUCUACGCCAGUACACUAUAUACAAUAUAUAUUUGCAUAUAACCUUC